Fonsecaea monophora is the source of this 1854-nucleotide messenger RNA. RefSeq lists its product as hypothetical. Gene Ontology annotation, molecular function: zinc ion binding; ferrous iron binding; oxidoreductase activity, acting on single donors with incorporation of molecular oxygen. The transcript has 3 exons. The record is from RefSeq and is a predicted model, not a curated record. Bases 1 to 1854 code for a protein of 617 amino acids. NCBI's taxonomy places the organism in Eukaryota, Fungi, Ascomycota, Eurotiomycetes, Chaetothyriales, Herpotrichiellaceae.
AUGUCAGUUCUACAACCGCCGAGAGAAGGGAUUACUCUCGAAUACCUCUUUAGACCCGUCCAUUAUGUUUUACUGCAACCAAUCGUCCCCGCUGCCCUUCUUCUGCUGCACCUGAGAUACCCCGAGGGAUUCCAAAGAGCUCUUUCGGCCAUUGGAACGGGUGCACUUCAGCCCAAAGUCGUUAAUCGAACCCUCGGGGGACUUCUCACAUUUAGUGUCCUGUAUAGGUUGAACAGAUAUCUCAGCCGGCUAGUGCUCAAUAACUUUGUAAAAGACACGACAUGGAACUGGGACCGCGAGAUUGUCAUGAUCAGUGGCGGCUCCUCUGGAAUCGGGCAGGAGAUGGUUCGGCAGUUUGGCGAACUUAACAUCAAAGUCGUGGUUCUUGAUGUUAAUCCUCCUCAGACGCCACUACCGCCCAGUGCCACAUUCUACAAGACUGAUGUUACUUCGUCCCAAGAUAUUCGGGACGUUGCGGCGAGAGUCCGCAAGGACAUUGGAGACCCGACAGUGCUCAUCAACAAUGCUGGUGUUGCCAAUGCGAGAACCAUUCUCGACGAAACAGAGGAGCAGCUCCAACGCACCUUCGACGUCAACAUCCUGGCCCAUUUCAAGAUGGUCAAGGAGUUCUUGCCGGACAUGAUCGAGAAGAAUCAUGGUCAUGUGGUCACAAUUGCCAGCAUGUCGAGCUUUGCGACAUGGGCUGGCGUCACCAGCUACGCCGCGACCAAGGCAGCAGUACUUGCCUUCCACGAGGGGUUGUCGCAGGAACUCAGGGCGAGAUAUGGUGCGAAUAAAGUCCGCACAACGGUUGCGACAGUCACAUUUGCUAUAUCGAUACUCAUCCUCGUCCUUGCGGGAGCCAUUGCGCAGUCCAACACUCCGUGGUCUCUGUGGACAUCAUUAGACAGCGACAGUAGUGACAACAAAGUGGCUGCCGCGGCCGCGCGCAUCUUCAGCCCGUUCAGGUCGCUCUCGGUAUUGACCAGAUCCUUCUCCGGUGCUGCAAGAGGAGAAAUGGCCAAACGGACGCCCGUAUACUUUGUCUCCCAUGGCGGUCCGGACACCAUGUUCAAUACCGAACACCCCGUCUACCCACAGUUGCAGCGAAUCGGCCGCGAAAUCACGCAGCAGGUGAAGCCCUCGGCCAUCGUGGUCUUCUCCGCGCACUGGCAAGCUGACCGGCCCAACACGAUCGAGGUCAACGUGGCCGAAGACGAGCCGCUGCUCUACGACUUUUACGGGUUCCCUCGCAGUUAUUACCAGGAGAAGUUCCCCAACAAAGGCUCAGCGAAGCUGGCUCAACAGGUCAUAGACGCCCUCAGCGAGCAUGGGAUCAAGACGCAAAAGGCCGAGAGGGGGUUGGAUCACGGGGUCUUCGUCCCCUUCAAAGUCAUGUUCAAUCCCGACACGAACCCCGUGACGGUGCCGAUCGUGCAAGUCAGUCUCUUCGACGACCACACUGACGCGGCCGCGCACAUCAGACUCGGGCGGGCGGUCCAGAAACUACGAGAGGAGAAUGUUCUCAUCAUUUGCUCGGGCAUGAGCGUGCACAAUCUGCGACACCUCAUGAUGAUGGGAAGGGGUUCGAAUAGAACCAUGCCCUAUGCGGUGACGUUUGACGAAGCCUUGAAGGUUGCGGCGGAGACAAAGCCGGGAGAGCGGAGGGACGAAGCGAUGAAUGAAUUGUUGGAGAGGGACGAUGCGAGACAGGCCCAUCCGACCUUUGAGCAUCUGUUGCCGAUUCUUAUCGCCGUGGGUGCCAGCGGAACGGAUCAGGGAAAGCAACUGUGGACAAUGCAGGAGGCGAGCAUGGGUUGGGCUCAAUUCAGAUUUGGAGAGGUCGAAGCGUGA